UCUCGUCAUCUGUUGCUUCACGAAUGUUGGUAGCAGUGUUUUCGAAAUUGAGCGUUUCUAUUACACAUCUUGGUAAAUACUUAUUAAAAUGAUGCAUUUAUGGCAAGUGCAAUUUGAAUUUUACGUGAACUUGAAUUAUUAAAGUACAUAAUUUAUUUCUAAUACAUUAUUACGCCUUCCUGCUGUGAAAUCUGCUACCGGAUUUCUAGUUAUGAGCAAUGUGAAUAGCAGUGUUACACCAGAUUAUGAUUACCUGAUCAAGUUUUUAGCACUUGGUGAUUCAGGAGUUGGCAAAACUAGUGUAUUGUGCCAAUACACUAGUGGAGUCUUUAACAAGAAGUUUAUAUCAACCGUUGGAAUUGACUUCAGCGAAAAAAGAGUUGUAUAUCGUUCACAGCAUUCUGAAGGUAUUGCUGGAAGAAGUCAAAGAGUUCAUCUUCAGUUAUGGGACACUGCUGGACAAGAAAGGUUUAGAAGCCUUACAACUGCAUUUUAUCGAGAUGCCAUGGGUUUCAUUGUUCUUUUUGAUCUCACAAAUGAACAAUCAUUUCUUAACAUUCGUAACUGGCUGGAGCAAUUAAAGACUCAUGCCUAUUGUGACAAUCCUGACAUUGUAAUUUGUGGAAAUAAAGCAGACUUGGAAGAUAUGAGAUUCAUGAAAGAAGAGCAAAUUAGAGAAGAAAUAGAUAAAUAUGGGCUUCCUUAUUUUGAAACAAGUGCAGUAACUGGUCAGAAUGUCACUAAAGCAUUUGAUACAUUGUUGGACAUGGUCAUGCUAAGAAUACAGAAAACUGUUGAUGGAAGUACACUACCUGGGCGAAGACGUGGAGCUCCUGGGAUGCAGCUGGAAGAAAAGGGUUUUUGUUCUCAGCCAAAAUCUUGUAGGUGCUGACAUUGAAAUCUAGUCAAAAUGUUAAAUUUGUGUACUGUUUUUUUUUUUUUUUUUUUUUUUUUUUUUUUUUUGUGUGGUUUAUCAUUUUUAUUGUGUGUACAAGACUAGUAUGCUUCAUGUUUUUAAACUAUUAUGAAAGAAAUAUACAAUCAUAUUCCAGAUACACAGACAUAAUGAUUAUUUGUUUAUAUUUGAUUACAAUAAAUGAACAGAAAAAAAAAAGAUCUAUAUUUUUUAUUGUGACCUUUUUACAUAUCUAUAUAUUUUUAAUACUGAUAACAAAAACUGUGUAUAAAGUUCAAUGGUAUAAAUGUGCAUUUAAUAAACUUCUGAUAAAUUCUCAUGAAUAAGUUGCUCAAAAUUUAAAAGCAAAAUUGAUAUUUAUGCAUUUAUUUAAAUAGUGAUUUUUUUUAGAUUUUUAAUUUUAUCAAAUUGUUUGUGUGUUUGUUCUUGAGAAAAUAAAUUUAUAAUCUCAAAAGUAAUUAUAUGAAAUUAAAAUAUAUUAAGUACCUAACACUGUUAAUAAAUAUUAUAUACUUACAUUUUGAGUAAUUGAAAAUUUGUGUUAAUAAAAAAAUGUACUCUGAACUUAAUCAGAGGGUUUUCCUGUAUCUUGCAAAAGUUAAAUAGUCCAAAUUCUAACAGACACAAAGUGAAUUAUCACCAUGCCUGAAAGUAAGUACAAACACUUGCAAUGGUUUAAAAUAAAUGUUUUUAUUUAAACUUUGAAAAUAAAUGCACUUUUUGUGCUAACUAUGUCAACCAGAACUUGUGCCAAUGGUGCUAAAGUAACAGUCAGAUUCCAGUUUAAAACAUAGUAGUCAAAGACUACACAAUUAAAUUUAAAUCUAAGCUGGCUCAGAACUUCUAACCAGUGUAUCAAAUUAAAAUAUCGGCAGCAAUAAUGUUGUAGCCAAAUAAUGUUAAGCCAAAUAAUUUCAGAGCUGACCAAAAUAACGUAAUGUGCCAGCAAAAGGCAGAAACACUUUCUGUCUUACAGUCUAAAAAUCUUAGCUUAAAUACUAUCUAAUUGAUUUGCAUUUUGGUUACGAAACAAAAAAAGAGAAGUUAUAAUAAAGGCUGAAAUCAUAAAUUACUUGUUAAUUUAAAUAAUAAUAACCAUACAUAAUUCCAUCAAUAGAAAAUUUCAGAUUAUUGGACUUUGAGUAAUCAAAAUUCUAUCAAUAAUGCCAUUCAAUGAAUGAUAUUUUUAAACUUACCACAGAAUUACCAUGUUCUAAAAAUCUAAAAAUACUCGUUUUAUAAAAACUAUGUUAUAAAAUUGGAUAUAUGAUCUGUAAUUUAGUAAUGUUAAAAUUUACAGUUUAAAUUUUUAAAGGAAUAAUUUAUAAAAAUA
This is a messenger RNA of Stegodyphus dumicola, 2249 nucleotides long. It is a transcript of the gene Rab27, whose product is annotated as RAS oncogene family member Rab27. The record is from RefSeq and is a predicted model, not a curated record. Lineage: Eukaryota; Metazoa; Arthropoda; Arachnida; Araneae; Eresidae. Gene Ontology annotation, molecular function: GTPase activity; GTP binding.